AUGACCAGAACUUCAGUUUUAGCAGAUGCUUUAAAUGCCAUCAACAACGCCGAGAAAACCGGUAAAAGACAAGUUUUAAUUAGACCAUCAUCAAAAGUUAUUAUAAGAUUUUUAACAGUUAUGCAAAAACAUGGAUAUAUUGGAGAAUUUGAAUAUAUUGAUGAUCAUAGAUCAGGUAAAAUUGUUGUACAAUUAAAUGGUAGAUUAAAUAAAUGUGGUGUUAUUUCUCCAAGAUUUAAUGUUAAAAUUAAUGAUAUUGAAAGAUGGACUGAUAAUUUAUUACCUGCUAGACAAUUUGGUUAUGUUAUUUUAACUACUUCUGCUGGUAUUAUGGAUCAUGAAGAAGCUAAAAGAAAACAUGUUGCUGGUAAAAUCUUAGGUUUUGUCUACUAA
Lodderomyces jiufengensis is the source of this 393-nucleotide messenger RNA. RefSeq names its product 40S ribosomal protein uS8 (gene RPS22A). The transcript has a single exon. Gene Ontology annotation, molecular function: structural constituent of ribosome. The record is from RefSeq and is a predicted model, not a curated record. Gene Ontology annotation, cellular component: ribosome; cytosolic small ribosomal subunit. Gene Ontology annotation, biological process: translation. Lineage: Eukaryota; Fungi; Ascomycota; Pichiomycetes; Serinales; Debaryomycetaceae. Bases 1 to 393 code for a protein of 130 amino acids.